GAACAGAGUGAAACCCUGCUACUUUAGACGAUUAGGCGGGUGCGGCCAACUGCCGUCCCUGCUGUGCUACCAUAUUACUUUUCUGAACAGUAAAAACUAGAGAGCACUCUUCUCGUCAGGAGAUUGACUUUGUACUGCUCCUCUCUCUCUCGCUCGAUGGCAAUCCGAUCGGCCGGAGUUUGAUCAGACGGCGCAGAUUCCCGAUGGAGAACGCCGACGUGUUGGGGCCGUCGACGGCGCCACUGACCUGGCACGACUUUCUGGAGCGGAUGCGUCAACCGUCGGCCUCAGACUUCGUUAAAGCCAUCAAAAGUUUUAUCGUGUCAUUUUCGAACAAUGCUCCUGACCCAGAAAAGGACAGUGCUGCUGUACAGCAAUUCCUUGCCAAUAUGGAAGCAGCUUUCAGGGCUCAUUCACUUUGGGCUGGUUGCUCUGAGGAGGAGCUGGAGAGUGCUGGUGAAGGACUGGAGAAGUAUGUUAUGACGAAGUUAUUUCCUCGUGUAUUUGCUUCAAUUCCAGAUGAUGUAAAGCUUGAUGAGCAACUGUUUGAGAAGAUGGCUUUAAUUCAACAAUUCAUUCAUCCAGAGAAUUUGGAUAUUAAGCCGUUAUUUCAGAAUGAAACAUCAUGGCUGCUUGCACAGAAAGAGCUGCAAAAGAUCAAUAUGCACAAAGCACCAAGAGACAAACUUGCCUGUAUCCUCAAUUGUUGCAAGGUCAUCAAUAAUAUAUUGCUUAAAGCUUCUAUUGCGUCUAACGAAAAUCCUCCUGGAGCUGAUGAAUUUCUUCCUGUCCUAAUUUAUGUUACCAUAAAGGCAAAUCCUCCGCAGCUGCACUCAAAUUUGUUAUAUAUACAACGGUACAGGUGUCAAUCCCGAUUAGUUGCAGAAACUGCCUAUUUUUUCACAAACAUGCUCUCUGCAGAGUCCUUCAUCUCAAAUAUUGACGCUAAUUCCCUUUCAAUGGAUGAAGCGGAGUUUGAAAAGAACAUGGAAUCUGCUCGAGCUCUUCUAUCUGGCCUUUCAGGUGAUUUGGAUGCUUUGUCCCAUCCAAGUAAUCAAAGCGGAGGACAUGUUCCCAAGGCAGAACCUAUGGAACCAAAGCGACAUGCUUUGAAUUCUAUGAAGAACCCAUCAAUGGAAGACCUUUUGCUGCAGUCAUCUGAACAAAAAUCCAGGAAUGAGGAGCUGUAUGCGAAAGAUCAGUUGCCAAUAACAAAAGCUCCUUCAGUCUCUGAUUUAGAAAACCAAGGGGCAACCAUGCUUUUGAAGGAGGAUCAAGUGAGCCAAGUGUUUCGGGAUUUUCCAUACUUAUAUGCCCAUGUUGGUGACCUUACAAUCAACGAUGUGGAAGACUUGCUAAAUAAUUACAAACAACUUGUAUUCAAGUAUGUUUGUCUAUCCAAGGGUUUGGGUGUUACAACUCCACCACAAAUACAAAACACUUCUGAAACCAUGAAGAAAUCUGAAGGUACCAUUGAAGUAGAUAUGAAUAAUGAUUCACAUGAAGAUGCAGGUCCAACAGAUGAUGGCUUAGCUGGAGCUUCACUUUUUGAGGCAGAAAAUUCCCAGUCCAAGUUACCAGAAGAUGAUGGCGUGGCGCAAUCUGCUGGGCAUGAGAUUUCCCAAUGAUAUCUUACUCAUGUUUUGUUGUAGAAAUACGUUAUAAUUUUAAAUGCACUAGAUGGGACAAGUUACUCAUCUUUCUGAUUGUAAACAAUUUACCCACAUUUUGUUUUGUCUCAGCAAAAUCAGCGUCUGCUUAAAAAAUAUUUACCAUGUUUUUAACCA
Molecule: messenger RNA, 1787 nt
Organism: Malania oleifera
Lineage: Eukaryota; Viridiplantae; Streptophyta; Magnoliopsida; Santalales; Ximeniaceae
Product: vacuolar protein sorting-associated protein 9A-like
Exons: 5
Coding region: 204-1628 (474 amino acids)
Biological process (GO): vesicle-mediated transport
Cellular component (GO): cytosol; endocytic vesicle
Molecular function (GO): guanyl-nucleotide exchange factor activity; small GTPase binding
Source: RefSeq, a predicted model, not a curated record